Messenger RNA from Pedinophyceae sp. YPF-701, 1974 nucleotides. The record is from the annotation of a GenBank genome assembly. NCBI's taxonomy places the organism in Eukaryota, Viridiplantae, Chlorophyta, Pedinophyceae.
AUGACGAAGUCCUACACCGUUGCCGUCUCGGACCCCACUCCUGCCAAGGGCGGGAAGCCCGCGAGCUCGGGGAUUUACCGCAACUUCAACAUCGCCGCGGGCGGCGAGUGUGCUCCUGCAGCUGGGAUCCAGACGCUCUGGGACUCGUUCAGCGCCUCGUGCGAGAAGUUCCCGGAGCGCAACCUGUUCGGCACGCGCGGCACCCAGGAGGAUGGCAAGCCCGGUCCGUUCGAGUGGAUCUCGUACAAGGACGCGUACGCGCAGGUCAAGGCGCUCUCGGUGACCAUGGCCGAGCUGGGCUGCAAGGCGGAGGACCGCUGCGGCAUCUUUGGCACCAACGCCCCUGAGUGGCACAUGGCGAUGCAGGCGUGCAACUCCCGCGCGAUGGCCUGCGUGCCCCUGUACGACACCCUCGGCGACGACUCCAUCGAGUACAUCAUCAACCACGCCGAGUGCACGAUCGUGUUUGCCAACGUGAAGAAGCUGGACAUCCUUGGGAAGGCUCUGGCGAAGUGCCCCAAGGUGAAGACUGUCAUCACGUGGGGCGGCGAGGCCACGACGCAGCUCUCCGUCAACACCGUCUCCUUCGAAGACGCGGUGAAGCAGGGCAGCGGCAAGCCGUUCACGCCGCUCGUCCCCAAGUCGAGCGACACGUGCACGAUCAUGUACACUUCGGGCACCACGGGCGUGCCCAAGGGCGUCGUCCUGACGCACGAGGCCGUCCUGGCCGCGGCCGUCGGCGCGAGGAUGUUCGGCGACGAGAUCGACGUGGGCUUCUCGGAGCGCGACGUGCUCAUCUCGUACCUCCCGCUCGCGCACAUCUUUGAGCGUGUCCUGGAGGAGAUGUUCGUCAUGGUCGGGGCGUCGAUCGGGUACUUCCGCGGGGACGUCACGGGCCUGAUGGACGACGUCGGCGCGCUGAAGCCGACGCUGUUCCCGGGCGUGCCGCGGGUGUUCGACCGCGUAUACAACGGCCUCAUGGCCAAGAUCGAGAAGGCCGGCGGGAUCAAGAAGUUCCUGUUCAACUGGAUGUACUCGCGGAAGGCGUACUUCAUCGAGAACGGCGCGGACAACCUCGCGGCGUCGCCGCUCGCGGACAAGCUCGUGUUCAGCAAGGUCAAGGGCGCGCUCGGCGGGAACGUGCGCCUGAUCCUGUCGGGCGGCGCGCCGCUCGCGAAGCACGUCGAGGAGUUCCUCAAGGUCGCGUUCUGCGCGCGCGUGUGCCAGGGGUACGGCCUCACGGAGACGUGCGCCGCCAGCUUCGUCGGCAACCCCAACGACCUGGCGUCGACGGGCACGGUCGGGAUCUGCAUGCCGUCGAUCGAGAUGAAGUUCGAGUCCGUCCCCGAGAUGAACUACGACGCGACCGCGGACCCGCCCGCGGGCGAGGUGUGCCUGCGCGGCAAGGCGCUCUUCAGCGAGUACUACAAGAUGAAGGACAAGACGGACGAGGCGGUGGACGACGAGGGGUGGUUCCACACGGGCGACAUCGGGACGCUCGUGACGCCGCAGGGGUACCUGAAGAUCGUGGACCGCAAGAAGAACAUCUUCAAGCUGGCGCAGGGGGAGUAUAUCGCCGCGGAGAAGGUGGAGGAGCAGUACAAGAAGGACUCGGUGGUCGAGCAGGUGUGGGUGUACGGCAACUCGUUCGAGAGCUUCCUCGUCGGCGUCGUCGUGCCGACCGAGGCCGAGAUCAUGGCCUGGGCGAAGAAGAACGGCGUGGCCGGGGACUACGCGGCGGUCUGCCAGAGCGAGGAGGCCAAGAAGCACGUCCUCGCGAAGAUCACCGCGACGGCCAAGGCCAACGGCCUGAAGUCGUUCGAGCAGAUGAAGAACAUCAAGCUCGAGUCCACGAUGUUCUCCGUGGACAACGACCUCCUGACGCCGACGUUCAAGCUGAAGCGCCCGCAGCUCCAGAAGCACUACCAGGCCGACUUGGACGCCAUGUACAAGGCCGGCCUGCCCAAGAAGUAA